AUGAUAUUCGAUGCCUCACACCCUGAUGAUCAACCCACCCUCAUAGUGGGUCAGGUGGCCCAUCUCAACGCUCUGACAUGGCAUGAUAUUCGAUGCAAGCUUGAACCCCGAGUUACUGAAGAGGCAUGGAAACGCGGUCUCUCCUGCGUGUCCACGUGUCCCGGCGAAUGCGUGGAGUUGUGGCCCCGCGGCGCGGGGCUGGCGUCGUUGCCAGCUCGCCGCUCGCGUCACGCCGCUCCGUCUCGCUCGCACGCGCUCGCUAAACUAGUGCGCUCGUGGCAUAGGACGCAGAGAGAGCAUGAAUAUGUCGUGCUGAUCUGCCGCAAACGCGACGUGUACGCGAGCGCUGUGGCGAUCGCUCGCUGCUACCCGCAGUACAAUGCGCGUUCUGGCCCCGGGCUGCUCGGCGCCGCCGCCGAAACGCCGCAAGCUAGAACUGUCUACGUGGAGAUACAGCUGACGAGUGACGACCAGAGAGAAGGGGAACAGGAAGACGAAGGCGUGGGCCCCCUAGAUCCCACCCUGCUAGACAACACAUUGUCAACUGAGGAGCUGUCUGCCAUCCAGGCGGCUGCGGACUCUACCCGCCUCGCCGCCAAGAUCGCUGACACACCCUGCAACAUUAUGAAUGUCGACAAGUUUAUUGAGGAGGCCUGCCGCGUGGCCAAAGAGUUGGAUCUCCCCGAGCCCACCAUCAUUCGCGGCGAGGAACUGAAGGCGCGCGGCAUGGGCGGCAUUUACGGCGUCGGCCGCGCCGCCAACUGCCCGCCAGCACUAGUGUCCCUGUCUUACAACGUGCCCGGGGUCGAUAAAAGUGUAGCCUGGGUCGGAAAAGGGAUCGUCUAUGACACUGGUGGUCUUAGCAUCAAGGCUAGGACCUCCAUGGUGGGUAUGAAAGGCGACUGCGCGGGCGCAGCGGCCGUGUUGGGAGCGUUCGCCGCGGCCGUGCAAGCCAAGCCGACGGUCAACCUGCACGCCGUGCUCUGUCUGGCUGAAAAUGCCGUCGGCCCUGACGCUACUAGGCCUGACGAUAUCCACCAGCUGUAUUCUGGCCGCACUGUGGAAAUCAACAACACUGAUGCUGAGGGUCGGCUGGUGCUGAGUGACGGGGUGGUGUACGCGCACCGGGACCUGAAGGCCGACACCAUCGUGGACGUGGCCACACUCACCGGCGCACAGGGCACGGCAACGGGCAAGUACCACGCGGGUAUCGUGUCCAACAGCGCUAGUAUCGAGCGGCGCUGCGUGGCGGCGGGCCUGCGCGCCGGGGAGCUGGCGCACGCGCUGCCCUUCGCGCCGGAGCUGCACUUUACGGAAUUUAGUUCCACCGUCGCCGACAUGAAGAACAGCGUCGCGGACCGCGGCAACGCGCAGCCAUCUUGCGCCGGGUUGUUCAUCCUGGCGCACCUCGGGUUCGACUUCCCCGGCACGUGGCUGCACGUCGACAUGGCGGCGCCGGCGCACUCGGGCGAGCGUGCGACCGGGUACGGCGUGGCGUUGCUCACCGUGCUGUUCGGGGCACACACACACAACAAGCUGCUGAAGGCGCUCAGCCCUCCCGACUCAUGCUAA
Messenger RNA from Cydia amplana, 1572 nucleotides. It is a transcript of the gene grsm, whose product is annotated as probable aminopeptidase NPEPL1. Gene Ontology annotation, molecular function: manganese ion binding; metalloaminopeptidase activity. The record is from RefSeq and is a predicted model, not a curated record. Gene Ontology annotation, biological process: proteolysis. Bases 1 to 1572 code for a protein of 523 amino acids. NCBI's taxonomy places the organism in Eukaryota, Metazoa, Arthropoda, Insecta, Lepidoptera, Tortricidae. The transcript is spliced from 12 exons. Gene Ontology annotation, cellular component: cytoplasm.